Molecule: messenger RNA, 525 nt
Organism: Striga asiatica
Lineage: Eukaryota; Viridiplantae; Streptophyta; Magnoliopsida; Lamiales; Orobanchaceae
Source: the annotation of a GenBank genome assembly
AUGUCAGAGGAAUAUAUUCGUGCUCAAGAGAGAUAUCCUUAUACUGCAUUUGCUAACCAUGUCAGGGCGAUCAACUAUGGAAAUUCCUAUUUCUUUAGGCCUAUUAAAAUGAGUGACAGACGGAAAGUUGAUCCCUUCAGAGCUUGUGAGUAUUUUAACAACUUCUUAUCCAUCAAUUUUUUUACUGUGAUCGUUGUUGGUAAUAUUGAUCCUGCCACUGCUUGCCCUCUGGUACUGAAGUAUUUGUUAAGUGUUGGCCGGAUCCUAAGACCUCCGAAGCCAAUCCUAAAUUUCAAACGUGAUGAACUCAAUGGCUUGCCAUUUACUUUUCCGUCCACUGUAAUUAGGGAAAUUAUGCGGAGCCCCAUGGUGCAAGCUCAAUGUUCGGUCCAAUUAUGCUUUCCGGUUGAGCUUAAGAAUGCAAAUAUGAUGGAAGAUGUUCACUUGACUGGAUUAAUAAGCAAGCUUCUAAAAACAAAGAUAGUACAAGUCCUCCGCUUUAAGCAUGGGCAGGUGCGCUCAUGA